CGUGCCGGUGUACAGAUGUCCUGCGGCCUCUGAAAGCAGCACCGCUACGUAGUAGGGGAGCGGUUUAUCGUAAACCGCCAAGAGACAGAAACAAACGCAAGAUUACGCCCCAAAUAACGCGGGAACGGUAAGAGAAACUCUCUGACUAUGUCUGCGUGUAAUUAAAUGUCGCCGUGCGGGUAUCCGACACGUUGCAUUUCAACCUGACCGUAGGUACGAACAGAAGAAUGGCUCGCGGUAGAGUGGAGACAAAGACUUCCGGUCGGGUUUUACGCUCGCGCUGCUCGGCCACGUGGUCAACAAAUGACCAUCACCUGUCAAUGUGAGAUGGAGAAGCAGCCGCUGCCGACGGACGACGUCCCGCCCGCAGCCUCGGAGGCCGAGGUGGAGGUCAGCCAGCCGGCCUCGUCCGAGCCUGCUGCCCGAGCGGGGUGGGACAGUAAAAUAGAGUAUUUUUUGGCUCAGGUGGGAUUCAGCGUUGGGCUCGGCAACGUCUGGAGGUUUCCGUAUUUGUGCCAUCAGAACGGAGGGGGGGCCUUUCUCCUCCUGUACGUGCUGCUGAUGCUGGUGAUGGGCAUCCCCCUGUUCUUCCUGGAGCUGGCAGCCGGUCAGGCCAUCCGACAGGGCAGCAUCGGCGUGUGGAAGUUCAUCUCCCCCCGGCUCGCCGGCAUCGGCUACUCCAGCUGCGUGGUGUGUUUCUUCGUGGCUCUCUACUACAACGUGAUCCUUGCAUGGAGUCUGUUCUAUCUUGGGAACUCGUUCCAGUCCCCUUUACCUUGGGAACAGUGUCCACAACAGGGCAAUGUGACGGUAAAAGAAUGUGAGACGAGCUCCCCGACAUCGUACUUCUGGUACCGCAGAGCUCUGGAUAUCACGGACUCGAUCGACGAGACGGGCUCCUUCAACCCGUACAUCGUCGGCUGUCUGCUGGCCGCCUGGACCCUCGUGUGCCUGGGAAUGUUCAAGGGCAUCAAGAGCUCCGUCAAGGUGAUGUAUUUCUCCUCCAUCUUCCCCUACGUGGUGCUGAUCUGCUUCCUGGUCCGGGGGCUCAUGCUGGACGGGGCCUCGGAUGGAAUCGCCUACAUGUUCUACCCCAAGCUGGGUAUCUGGGCGGACAUCCAGGUGUGGCGGCAGGCCGCCACGCAGGUCUUCUUCGCGUUGGGCCUGGGCUUCGGGUCCAUCAUCGCCUACUCGUCCUACAACCCCAAGAACAACAACUGCCACCGCGACGCCUUCACCGUCUCCGGCAUCAACUUCCUCACCUCUGUGCUCGCCUCGCUGGUGGUGUUCGCUGUGCUCGGCUUCCGGGCCAAGAACAAGACGCUGGCGUGCGUCGCCAGUAAUUUAAAGGCGUUGUCCGAGCUCUUCCUCAGCGGCGCUGUGGACGCGCACCUGAUGCCCAGCUUCAACUACUCGAAUCCCGGCUCCGUGGCUCCUGAGCUCUACAGCGCCUGGUUCAAACAGAAGGGGUUAAACGUCUCGGGCAAUUUGACCGACUGCGACCUGGAGAAAGCGAUGCAGCAGGGCGCGGAGGGCACCGGCCUGGCGUUCAUCGCCUUCACGGAGGCCAUGUCCCUGCUGCCCGGCAGCCCCUUCUGGUCGGCGCUCUUCUUCCUCAUGCUGCUCAACCUGGGACUCAGCACCAUGUUUGGCACCAUGGAGGGGAUCCUCGCCCCGCUCACCGACCGCUUCAAAAUUCUGGCCAACAACAAGACCAAAUUCACAAUCUUCAGCUGCGUCCUGGGCUUCCUCAUCGGCCUGCUGUUCACCCAGCGAUGCGGGAACUACUUUGUGGCCAUGUUCGACGACUACUCGGCCACCCUGCCGCUCAUCAUCGUGGUGGUUUUUGAGACCUUCAGCGUGGCCUGGCUGUACGGGGCUGACAGGUUCCUUGAUGACAUCGAGGUGAUGCUGGGCUGGCGUCCCCAUGUGAUCUACAAGUACAUGUGGAAGUACGUCUGCCUGCUCGCCAUGCUGGGGCUGCUGGGCGCCACCACCGUCCGAAUGUUCAUCAAACGCCCAACUUAUUUGGCGUGGAACCAAGAGACGGCUUCUGAGCAGUACCGCGACUACCCCGACUGGGCUCUGGCUGUUUUAGCAUCGCUGAUCAUAUUCGCCAUGAUGCCCGUCCCGGUGGCGCUGAUCCACGCUGUCCUGCAGGACAGGACGAGGCGAGCGGCGGGAGGUGCAGCGACCGCUCACUACCGCGUCGUCAGCACUCACGACAGCUGUGAGACUCCGAUGACCGACAUGUCCGAACUGACUCAAAGCAACGGUACCGACUCCUCCUUCCCCUAAUCCCGUGCUACGUGAUGCUACGUGAUGCUACGUGAUGCUACGUGAUGCCACGUGAUGCUACGUGAUGCCACGUGAUGCCACGUGAUGCUACGUGAUGCUGCGUGAUGCCACGUGAUGCCACGUGAUGCUACGUGAUGCCACGUGAUGCUACGUGAUGCCACGUGAUGCCACGUGAUGCUACGUGAUGCCACGCAUUUUCAAGGACAAUUGAAUCUCUGCAUUUGAUGGGAAAGUGAGAAAAAUGUUAUUUUAAUAUUUAAUAUAAAGAUUUUACUAUUUUUUUUAUUUUUAACUUGGAAAAAAGUAUGCAAAGCCGGAUGCUUUGUUCAGACAAAACGGAAUGAACAACUUGGUACACGGUAGCGUUUCCAUUAACUUUAAAUUGAGUUUUGUCCAAAAAAUACUGUCUCCGUUUUUUCACUUUUAAAAAGAUUUUUACGAAGAGUUAAUUUGUCCUUGAACACAACUUUUUAUUUAACUCUUUUACAUCAGUAAAUGUUACAAUUGUAAUGAUUGUUUUUAGGCUGUGCUUAAGAUUGUUACUUGUGAAAUCGGCUACGACUGACAAAAAGUGGCGAAAUCUCGGUAUCGGUGUGUAAGGCACCGGCCUCCUGGUCACAUGGGUCCAUCCGCACGGCCAGAGACUGAAGGCUCGACCCGUUGUGUGUGUGCGUGUGUGUGUGUGUGUGUGAGAGAGAGAGUGUGAUAACUUGAAAUGUUUGUGAGGCUGUUACGGGAAGUGUGUGAAUUCAUCAAGGUUGAGGUGUAAUGCAGCGUUGCUGCUAUUGACUCGUGGAAGUCACGUUAACUCUGCAAAACCGCCGCUGUACCGAAUCAGAAUCUCCUCCUUUUCUUUUUUGUGCUUUUUCACAUUUGUCGUUAUUCAAGUUUUUCUGUCCAUUGGUCAAAAUAUUGAGCCGGACUCUGGACGUGAAAGUUUUCCUAUUACUCCUUUUUGUAGUGUAAAUAUGUAUAAAGGAGUUGCUGAAACUACAUGAACAACCGUCAUUGAAAAUACGUGGGGGUUUUUCUGUCAUUUAUUAUUUGAAAAUUGAUUUAUUUUCCUCUGAAGCUGCAGUUUAAGAGGAAAUUGGUGUGUUGAGUCGGACGAAGUCACGGACCAGAGGAAGUGCUCCUUUACAUUGAAGUAAGGGGUUCUUUUGUAAAACUAAAUGUUAUAUCUGAGAACAAAGGUGUAGUUUACGUUAGACUUUCAGUUUGGUUUCUUUCAGAAUGAUUCAUGAUGUUCUGUAUUUAUGUACUAAAAUAAAUAGCCUUCAAAUUGAA
This is a messenger RNA of Pungitius pungitius (ninespine stickleback), 3585 nucleotides long. Its product is annotated as sodium-dependent neutral amino acid transporter B(0)AT2-like. NCBI's taxonomy places the organism in Eukaryota, Metazoa, Chordata, Actinopteri, Perciformes, Gasterosteidae. Bases 304 to 2298 code for a protein of 664 amino acids. Gene Ontology annotation, cellular component: plasma membrane. The transcript has 12 exons. The record is from RefSeq and is a predicted model, not a curated record. Gene Ontology annotation, biological process: sodium ion transmembrane transport.